This is a messenger RNA of Cyprinodon variegatus (sheepshead minnow), 2846 nucleotides long. RefSeq names its product A-kinase anchor protein 2-like. The coding region runs from base 113 to 739 and encodes 208 amino acids. Lineage: Eukaryota; Metazoa; Chordata; Actinopteri; Cyprinodontiformes; Cyprinodontidae. The transcript is spliced from 3 exons. The record is from RefSeq and is a predicted model, not a curated record.
ACCCACCCCUGGGAAAGGACGGUCUGUGCCCAAACCUACAGUCUGCCGCACUCCUACUCUCUCCAUCUCGCCAUCCCCUUCCUGCUCCUCAUCUCUCCCCCUAUAUCAUGAAAUGACAGCCAACAACGUCAUUAUUCUGGAACCCGACUCCUCUGGCUCCAGCUCCAGGAGCCGCCUGCUGUCCUCUGCCAUGGGGGGCCUCUCUGAUUGGUCGGCCAGCCUGGAUGUGGCGUCCUCUGCCAGUGUUAUAGUGGUGGAAACCUCCAAUCUGAUCAUUCGCAGCGCCUCUGAGUUCUGCCUGAGCUCUGGGCCGCCACCCAUGGAUACUCAGGAAAGCACUUUCUCCUCUAAUCCCUUCUUCAAGCUGCGCUCCAUCAGCAGCCAGUCUCUGGUGGAGCAAGAGAUCAAGAUGGUGAAGCAGAGAGAGGAGGAGUGGAGGAGACAGAGGGAGGAGAUGGGGAGGAAACAAAGGGAGGAGGAGUGGAGGAGAGGGAGAGAGAGGUAUGACACGGUGCUGGUGUCACCAAACCUCAAUGAAACCGUCACUUUCAGCGUACCAGCGUUUCCAGACAGAUCUGUCUCCUCGCCGUCGUCCCCCUCCAGACCACGUAAAAUGGAACGCUCCAGUUUGUCCUGCGACCACAAGUUCCCCCUCUCCCUUUCCUCAGUGCCGCGUCGUCAGAACGCCAUGGCCCAGCGCUGGGAAGCCUCGCUCUUAGCCAAUCAGAAGAAGGAGUGAGUCAGAGGAGAUUUUUAAACCAAGAUGGAACCCCGUGCUGUUCUGUGGUCGCGGUGCCCCAGAGUCCUUCAGGAGCAAAGGUUGUCAUCAUCCAAGCGGAUGCUGGGCAGAUCCAGAAGAUGCAGCAUUUCCCCUGUUUUCCAUUAUGUCUGUUUUCCAGGAAGUGUUGCUCACCUUUUGUUAAAAGCUGAUGUGUCCAACUGUGACUUUAUUCUCUGAUUUCAUCUGAUCUGUCCUGAACUGACCCCCAGCAGAGCCAGCCCAGGGUUACAUGAAGACUCAAGCAGCUAAAUGUCCUUCACUUUAGAACAUGAAAGGAGCAAUAGAAAACAUUUCCAGGUUCCAUUCUUUGCUCGAUACCACAAAAUAGUUCACUUCUUUAAAAUAAAUUGUGUUGCAGGUUAACAUCACUUAUGCUCAUGAAUAUUAUUUAUUUAUGAAUAGAAAACAUGAACUAAAACGUGGUUUAGUUUAUUUAGAAAACCAAAACUAGUUUUUAACUAAAUCAGGUCAGAGAGAGAGAAAAAAAAACGUUCCGGUAUUUAAUUCAGACUCCGUGAUAUUUGCUCCUGGUCACCUGUGAGCAACAGUUCAUAGUAAAAUUCCUCUGGGUGGUGCAUAGCAGCUGCUAAAUGUGCGUGUGCCUUGGGCCGGCUCUGUGUUUCACUAUAAACUUAUAUUCUAGAUCUACUACUUCUGAAAAAUUAUGUUUUCCUUCUACUUUUAUUAUCCUGUGUUUAAGAGUAUAAACCAUGCACACCUAAUAUUUAAUUCAGUGUAUUGAACAUGAAUCUAGUUAAAACGUAAUGCAGCUAUUUUGAAUGUUAGCUUAGUGGUUACAUUUUAAGGUCAUUUCCCACCUAACAGAACCGUGGCUAUGCAAUGGUUCAGUUUGCAGAAACAGACUAGCAUAAAAUGUUUGCUCAUUUUUAAAAACUGGAAUAUGACCUGGAGCCUCUUCACUUGGUUCUGAAACAAAGACGUUCAGAUUCCAGGUUCUUUUCAGAGCUCAGUGUUUAAGAACUGCUCAGGUGUUCAGGUCAGGACCUAACAGAGCGUCCGCCUUAAUGGUGGACGCUCUCAGUGGGUUAGCGCCCCACAGAGACACGUGGAAGCAGGACGACCAUAAAGGAAAACAUUUGGACCUGAUGAUGAGAAGCUGCUGUUGAGCUGCAGACUGUCCAAACUCGGUCCAUCUGUGGCUUUGAAGAAAGGACGUUCUAGAAGAAGAAAUUCUACUGAUGAUAUGUACAGAUUUCUAUCUUUUGUUGUGUUCCUAUAAUAGAGAUUCUAUGUAUUUUUGAUGCAUAUAUAUUUAUUAACUGAACAAUGCUUAGAAAUCCUUUACAGCGGGGGUGUUAAACUGGUUCCAGAGAGGGCUGUAGCUGCAGGUUUUCCUUCCAACCAAGCACACCAGACUCCAGUCAUCUCACCAAGGGAGUCCAAUCUGAACAUGACAUGAUAUGAAUGGAGGCUGGUGAGUUAUUGUUUGGUUGGAAAGAAAACCUGCAGCCACACAGAACUUUCUGGAACCAGUUUGGCACCUGUGCUUUACAGAGUUCAAAGACUGAUUAUAACCCAACAAGCAGGUCUGGUAGGUUUUAAGGAGACCUUAAUGUGUGGUGUGUGCAUGUGUUCAUCUGCUUCCUUUAGUAUGGUGUCUGCACUGAACCUGCAAGACAAGCUUACUACUUUCUGCAACGACCUCCAGAUUGUCUGGAGAUUAAAGGUGCAAUAAGUUCUGUGGUGAAACAUAAGCUCAUCUGCUGAGGCGUGGAGAGAGAAGGUUCAAAGCAGCUAGUUAGCUUAGCAUGCAUGCUCUGACUCAGUUUCGAUGCCUGAUACGGUCCAAAACCAAAGCUACUUUAUUUAACCUCAUGGUGACUGCCGUCUGCUGUCUGAUGUUUUCAGAGUAAAGAUAUGAUCCUCGGGUUAAGCUACCCCGGUCUAAUCCUGCAGGUAAUCAAAGGCAAACAGAUUAAAAUGUUUAAUGCAUAGAGAUACAAAAGCUACAGGAACAAAAUGUAUCUUUGUUAAUAGGAUUCAGUAGCAUGCUUAGUGUGAGGGAUUGGUUCUGCUGGAGGUUUCUUCCUGUUCAAAGGGAGUU